Molecule: messenger RNA, 1650 nt
Organism: Arvicola amphibius (Eurasian water vole)
Lineage: Eukaryota; Metazoa; Chordata; Mammalia; Rodentia; Cricetidae
Gene: Foxc1
Product: forkhead box C1
Exons: 1
Coding region: 1-1650 (549 amino acids)
Biological process (GO): regulation of transcription by RNA polymerase II; cell differentiation; anatomical structure morphogenesis
Molecular function (GO): RNA polymerase II cis-regulatory region sequence-specific DNA binding; DNA-binding transcription factor activity, RNA polymerase II-specific
Source: RefSeq, a predicted model, not a curated record
AUGCAGGCGCGCUACUCCGUGUCCAGCCCCAACUCCCUGGGAGUGGUGCCCUACCUCGGCGGCGAGCAGAGCUACUACCGCGCGGCGGCGGCGGCGGCCGGGGGCGGCUACACCGCCAUGCCGGCCCCUAUGAGCGUGUACUCGCACCCCGCGCACGCUGAACAGUACCCGGGCAGCAUGGCGCGCGCCUACGGGCCUUACACGCCGCAGCCGCAGCCCAAGGACAUGGUGAAGCCGCCUUACAGCUACAUCGCUCUUAUCACCAUGGCCAUCCAGAAUGCCCCGGACAAGAAGAUCACCCUGAAUGGCAUAUACCAGUUUAUCAUGGACCGCUUCCCCUUCUACCGGGACAAUAAACAGGGCUGGCAGAACAGCAUCCGCCACAACCUCUCGCUCAACGAGUGCUUCGUCAAGGUGCCCCGCGACGACAAGAAGCCUGGCAAGGGCAGCUACUGGACGCUGGACCCGGACUCCUACAACAUGUUCGAGAACGGCAGCUUCCUGCGGCGGCGGAGGCGCUUUAAGAAGAAGGACGCGGUGAAGGACAAGGAGGAGAAGGGCCGCCUGCACCUCCAGGAACCGCCGCCGCCGCAGGCCGGUCGCCAGCCAGCGCCCGCGCCCCCGGAACAGGCCGAGGGCUCCGCUCCCGGGCCGCAGCCGCCGCCAGUGCGCAUCCAGGACAUCAAGACGGAGAACGGUACGUGUCCCUCGCCGCCCCAGCCCCUGUCCCCGGCUGCCGCCUUAGGCAGCGGCAGCGCCGCCACGGUGCCCAAAAUCGAGAGCCCCGACAGCAGCAGCAGCAGUCUGUCGAGCGGGAGCAGCCCUCCGGGCAGCCUGCCGUCGGCGCGGCCGCUCAGCCUGGACACUGCGGAACCCGCGCCGCCUCCACAGUCUGCGCCGCCGCCGCAUCACAGCCAGGGCUUCAGCGUGGACAACAUCAUGACUUCGCUGCGGGGGUCGCCCCAGGGCUCGGCCGCGGAGCUCGGCUCAGGCCUCCUGGCCUCGGCGGCCGCGUCCUCGCGUGCGGGCAUCGCGCCCCCGCUGGCACUGGGCGCCUACUCGCCCGGCCAGAGCUCCCUCUACAGCUCCCCCUGCAGCCAGAGCUCCAGUGCGGGCAGCUCGGGAGGCGGCAGCGGAGGCGGUGGCGGUGGCAGUGCCGGGGGUACUGGGGGCGCAGGCACCUACCACUGCAAUCUUCAGGCCAUGAGCUUGUACGCGGCGGGCGAGCGCGGCGGCCACUUGCAGGGCCCGCCCGGAGGCGCGGGCAGCGCGGCAGUAGACGACCCCCUGCCUGACUACUCGCUGCCCCCAGUCACCAGCAGCAGCACUUCGUCCCUGAGUCACGGAGGGGGUGGCCAGGAGACCAGCCACCAUCCAGCUGCCCACCAAGGCCGGCUCACCUCGUGGUACCUGAACCAGGCAGGUGGAGACCUGGGUCACCUGGCGAGCGCGGCGGCGGCUGCGGCGGCCGCGGGCUAUCCUGGGCAGCAGCAGAACUUCCACUCGGUGCGGGAGAUGUUCGAGUCACAGCGGAUAGGGUUGAACAACUCUCCGGUGAAUGGUAAUAGUAGCUGUCAGAUGGCUUUUCCUGCCAGCCAGUCUCUGUACCGCACGUCGGGGGCUUUCGUCUAUGACUGUAGCAAAUUCUGA